AGGCGCGGCUCGGUGGCCCGAGCGGUGGCUCCGGGGUGGCAGGGUCGCGAGGCGCGGAGUCGCGGGGGCUGGAGCCACGGCCCGGCAGCGGCAUCGGGACCCGGACGGCGGGGUCUGGCUGCAGGCCCUGCCAUGGAGCCGGGCAGUGUGGAGAACCUAUGUAUUGUGUACCGGAGCCAGGACUUCCUGGUGGUGAACAAGCACUGGGAUGUGCGCAUCGACAGCAAGACCUGGCGGGAGACCCUGACCCUCCAGAAGCAGCUGCGGCACCGCUUCCCCGAGCUGGCUGAUCCUGACACGUACUAUGGGUUCAGGUUCUGUCACCAGCUGGACUUCUCCACCAGCGGAGCGCUCUGCGUGGCCUUGAACAAGGCAGCCGCAGGCAGCGCUUACAAGUGCUUCAAGGAGCGUCGUGUCACCAAGGCCUACCUGGCUCUGGUGCGAGGACAUGUCCAGGAGAGCCAGAUGACCGUCACCUAUGCCAUCGGCAGGAACAGCACGGAGGGUCGGGCUCACACCAUGUGCAUCGAGGGCACACAGGGCUGUGAGAACCCGAAACCGAGCCUCACGGAGCUGGUGGUCCUGGAGCUUGGGCUGUAUGCAGGGGACCCCGUGUCCAAAGUGCUGCUGCGGCCUCUUACAGGCCGGACACACCAGCUGCGCGUGCACUGCAGUGCCCUCGGUCACCCCAUUGUGGGGGACCUGACGUACGGGCAGGCCUCAGGCGGGGAGGACCAGCCCUUCCGCAUGAUGCUGCACGCCUUCUACCUGCGCAUCCCCACACGCACCGAGUGUGUGGAGGUCUGCACCUCUGACCCCUUCGUGCCCACCCUUGACCCUUGCUGGAGCCCACACAGUCUGGUACAGCCGCUGGACCAGCUCAUCCAGGCCCUGCGAGCCGCCCCCAACCCGACAGAAGAGGGCCCUGGGCCCUGCAGUCCAUCCAUGCCCCUGCCUGGGUCGGGCCAGCCCCCAUCGCCCCCUGCCAAACCCCCCGAGACAGAGGCGCAGCAGGCCUCAUGCUUGCAGUGGCUGUCAGAGUGGGUGCUGGAGCCGGACCACUGAGAGCACCGGGCUGGGGUCGGGGCAGCAGGCUGAGACCCCUAGGGGGAUGGGGACUGCCGGUCAGAGCCCAAGGCCCACCAGAGGCUGGGGUGUCCCUCUCUGCGGCCUCACAGUGGACAAGGACUGAGGCCCCACCCCGGCUGCAGCAGCCACAGGAGAGGGGCCAGCAGGGGGAGCCAGGCACCGCGAUUCCGAAGGAUGGAGCCUCAGGCUGAGAGACUGAACCGCCUCCCGGCCCCCAGGGGAAGCCAAGGCCUGCUCGUCUUUCUGAAACGCCUUUUAUGUUUUAAAGCUUCACCCUCGGAAACCUUUACCCUUUUGUAAAUUUGCCCCAAUCAUCCUGGAAGAGGCAAAGGUGGGUCCUAGGCCGCCUUGAGGUGGCCUCCUCCUGGGCCCCCAGCCCACCCUGCAGGGCACCCUCCUCCUCGCUGCUCUGCUCAGACCCUUUAUGCCAUCACCCCAGGCUGGUUGGGCUCUCUUCACCUGCAGACCCUCACCCAUCCAGCCCAGCUGGUCCCGCCUUGUGCCUUUGCUCCUGCCAGACUCUGCCCGUGGGUCUCGCCCCCUGCCCCCGAAUCCGAAUCCUGAGCGUUGCACACAAGGCGGCUCUGGGCCAUACCGCUUGCUCCCAGCCACACAUGCCACUCCUCCAGGCCUGAUGUGGGUGCUGCUCCUGCAGGGUCUUCUGGGCCCCAGCUGCAGCGGUUGCCAUCACCGCUUGGCUGGCAGUUCCCAGAUAACCACAGGUCAUCAGACUUCAGCCUGGGAGCAAGGGUGGCUAGCCGCCACCUUCUCCCCCACAACGUGCCCACACCACCUCAGCCACAGCUGGCCUCCGGGGACUCAGAAUAAACGAUCAGUGACUGAUCCUGUGAUUGUGUCUGAUGUGGGGGUUCCGGGGGACCAGACCCCUGCUCCCUCUCCCUGCACUGGGCAGACCUCAGCCCCAGGUUCCCCAGCAGGACCCAAAGUGGACCUCAUGGUCCUGGCUGCUGACUUGUUCUCCCCUCAUGCAGUGAGCUCCUUGCAGCCCUAAUGUGGGGGCUGGGCUCCUGGUGGCGGGGCAGCAGCUGGGUCAGCCCUGUCCCUGGAGGACCCCCAGCCCUCGAGCCAAAAACACUGGAGCAUUAUCUAGUUUCAACUAGGGUCCAUCAUGGAGCUGCUGCCCCACCCCACGCCACCCCUCGGGCCCCCUGCCAUCUCAGCGCAGAGGGAAGGCUGGUGCCUAGGCCGCCAGCCAGUCUGAGGUCACACGCCAUGUCCCUACAGCCGCCUGGGCUGGGCCCCUCCUGGCCCACACAGACAGGCCCUGUGGUGCCCCUGGGCUGGCCCCACCUGUAGUCACGGGGAUCUCAGCUGGGAUGGAGCCAGAGGUAGUUGCCCAUGGGGCGUCAGCAGAGACCCCGGUCCCAGCCUCUGCUCCCUGCACAUCCGGCUCCUCGUGUGUAACAGGAGGAGGGGCAGAGGGGCCCACGGGGUGCUUCUAUCGCCCCCCACCCUGUGCCACUCAUGCCCCCACACCCCUCGCAUGAAUGGUUUUUCUCACACUGGGACAGAGAGAAGAUUAUCUUUCUCCAGCUUGCCUUUCACAGCACGUUGACGGAGACGGGCAAAGUCGAAUUCUUUGAGCAAGUGGGGCCACUCCGUGUGCUUCCACACCAGCCCCUUCCUAGCUGGGAGCAAGGGCAGCUGGCUUGCAUCACCUCUGUCUCCCCCACGCCCAGGUCCCAGGAAGCUGCCGGGUGAACCUAGGGGGCCAAGGAUGGCCUACUACCCCCCGUCCCCACCCUUCUAGAGCCAGGUGGCCUGAGGCAGGGCCUUGGGGAGGA
Messenger RNA from Diceros bicornis minor, 2894 nucleotides. It is a transcript of the gene RPUSD1, whose product is annotated as RNA pseudouridine synthase domain containing 1. Bases 133 to 1065 code for a protein of 310 amino acids. Lineage: Eukaryota; Metazoa; Chordata; Mammalia; Perissodactyla; Rhinocerotidae. The record is from RefSeq and is a predicted model, not a curated record. Gene Ontology annotation, molecular function: pseudouridine synthase activity; RNA binding. The transcript has 6 exons. Gene Ontology annotation, biological process: pseudouridine synthesis.